Messenger RNA from Clonostachys byssicola, 501 nucleotides. Lineage: Eukaryota; Fungi; Ascomycota; Sordariomycetes; Hypocreales; Bionectriaceae. The record is from the annotation of a GenBank genome assembly.
AUGGAAUCGGAAUAUGUGCCACCUUGGAAGCGAAUGGGGUUUAAAUCCCGAGAGGAAAUGAUCAAAUACGAUGAACGCGAGCUACGUCGAGAGUGGAAGGCAUACCUGCAAAACGCAACUGGAAGCACGAGCGGAGCAGUUGCUACCAGUCGAAAGGAGGAUUCCGAUUCCAAAGAUGAAGAUGAUUCCAAUAAUGAGGAUGGACAAACUUCAAGCACUAUACUCGAUGAUAAGCACGUGAAGAAACGCAAGCAUUUCAAGGGGCAAGAUGGCGAUCACCCAAAGAAACGCCAGAAGUCGAAAGCACGAGGUGUAAAGGAAGACUGUUCAGGGGACGAAAAACCCCCAUUCAAAGCCGUUCACCCUGAUUCCAAAUCGGACAAUGACUUGGAUGGUAGCAAUGACGACUAUGAGGAAUCUACAAGCUCGGGAGAACAUACCAUGGAAAGCGAGGACAGUGUGGAAAAGUCAGAUGGUACGACCUUGGAGGACCGUGGAUGA